Molecule: messenger RNA, 5444 nt
Organism: Pseudophryne corroboree (corroboree frog)
Lineage: Eukaryota; Metazoa; Chordata; Amphibia; Anura; Myobatrachidae
Product: manganese-dependent ADP-ribose/CDP-alcohol diphosphatase-like
Exons: 4
Coding region: 229-1332 (367 amino acids)
Biological process (GO): regulation of transcription by RNA polymerase II
Cellular component (GO): nucleus
Molecular function (GO): 2',3'-cyclic-nucleotide 2'-phosphodiesterase activity; DNA-binding transcription factor activity, RNA polymerase II-specific; RNA polymerase II cis-regulatory region sequence-specific DNA binding
Source: RefSeq, a predicted model, not a curated record
UGCACAGAAAACUUACUUGCACGUAAGCAGCCAGACCAAAAAACAGAGACAUUAAAAAAUUGCAGAACCUCCAAAGUCUUUGCCGAUAUUCAGUACAUAGGAAAGAGUGGUGCUUUAAACUGUGUCUUGAGUCACAGCUCAGAUUACUAUCUGCUCUCUCCAUAUCUUCACAGAUGCCUCAGGGUAUUCAGUGGGAAAAGACACAGAGCAACACGCUGCUGCUGUAAGAUGCAGGUUGUGUCCCUGUUCCUUGCUAGUACAACCAAUUGUAGACAAACUUCCUGUACUGGUAAGAAAACUCCCCCAAGAGUCACAGAGGCAGAGAAUGCAGUAAAUAAAGGAAUGGACGAAACUUCAAAACCGCUAUUUACUUUUGGCAUCAUUGCUGAUAUCCAGUAUGCCGACAUAGAUGACAGAUACAAUUACGUCAAGACCAGGAUGAGAUAUUACAGGAACAGUAUUUCUCUGCUCCAAAAAGCAACUGGACAAUGGGCCUCAGAAACGGUCAAGCCUACAUUCAUCCUGCAGCUGGGAGACAUCAUAGACGGCUUCAAUGUUCAGUAUAACGCAACUGAAACUUCACUGACAAAAGUCCUGACCGAGAUUGAAAAACUGAAAAUCCCGGUCCACCAUAUUUGGGGGAAUCACGAAUUCUACAACUUCAGUAGGAAGCAACUAUUGGAGUCAAAACUGAACAGUAUGCCACUGAAGGAUGCGUUGACGACCUCUCCAGAAAACAGUGAUCACCUGGACUCCUUUUAUGCUUAUCAUUUCAGUCCUUUUCCUAAAUUUCGAUUACUUUUAAUUGACUCGUUUGACUUCAGUGUCAUUGGGAGAGAUCCAUCAAGUCACAAACAUGUAAAGUCUUUAAAGCUUCUGAAGCAGAAGAAUCCAAAUAAGGAUAUGAACAGUUCAGAAGGUCUUGAUGAAGCUCAAUUUGUACUGUUUAAUGGUGGAAUAAGUCCCAGCCAAUUAAACUGGAUUAACAGUGUUCUGGAGUCCUCAGAUAAAAGUGAUGAGAAAGUGAUUGUUUCAGGUCAUCUUCCAAUCCACCCAGACUCCACAGACCUAAUGUGCCUGACAUGGAACUACGAGGAGGUCCUGGCUGUUCUACAGUCACACCCAUGCGUUGUGGCCUACUUUGCUGGACAUGACCACAAAGGCGGUUACUGCCAGGACUCUUGCGGAAUCCACCACUUAACACUCAAUGGCAUCAUUGAAACCCCACCAGACAGCCAGGCUAUAGGCACCAUGUAUAUGUACGAAGAUAAAAUGGUCCUGAGAGGCACAGGUCUUGUUCCAAGCUUAACUUUAUCCUAUAGGAAAAGCUAAAAGAGAAUCAGCACAUUGAAAACAUACAGUAUGUAUAAAUUCUGUUUUUUCUUACAUCCAAUCUGAGGGACACUGCUCACCAUGGGGCGUUCUAAAACUGCCCCUGUGUACAGAAUGUACACCUGAUGUAUGGUCGCUUUUUAACUGUAGAAACAAUAAGCCGGGAGGCUAAUUGGUAUAACUACCAGCCCUUGUGCAUAUUCCCCUCAGAGAGGGUUCUUAAUCCCAGGCUCCUGCCAGCAUGCUGUGGUGACUGGCAGGGACGGUGGGAGUCAGACACAGUGCAAAAACCCCGCCUGUCCUCCCUUUUGGUUCCUUCUAUUUAAACUUCUGUCGUGAACCAGAGGGGGAGACCGCUGCAUACCUCAACUCAAUCACUGUGAGAGAAGUGGGGCUGCGCUGUGGAGGCCUGCCAUGGGUCUCGGGUAUGCUGGGGGUCCGAGAUCAGCUGCAUCUCCCAGGAGUUGCCUGAUCAAAAGAAAACACAAGACCUGCACCAAGCCAGGCACCCAGAGAAAAGGGGAGCAGUUGCGGUGGCCUAGAGUACAUAGCGCUCAUAGCUAGCCCACUUCACUUAGGUUCUUAUAAAGAACUCACAAUACAAGAAGAAACGGCAGAACUUUAGCAUAAAAAUAAAGCUCAAAAAGCUGCUCCUGCAGCAAGCCGAUGGUGGUGUCUAGGUCACAAACAAGUGUAGUUUUAUGUGCCGACUCCUCACGGCGCCCACUACACCACAUGGGGAGCAGUGUCUCCCAGAUUUGAUGUAAGAGAAAGAAUGUUUUACAAUGAAAAUUACCGUUUUCUGGGAGUGUUUGGAAAAACGCAGGUGUGUCCAGGCGUUUGCAGGGCGGGUACCUGACGUGACUUACGGGACCUUUGUCGCUGCAAUCAUCGCACAGAAUAAGUAACUACAGGGCUGGUCUUGUUUUGCACAAAAUGUUUUUGUACCGCUCGGCUGCACAGGCAUUCGCACUCUUGCAGAGCGAAAAUACACUCCCCUGUGGGCGGCGACUAUGCGUUUGCACAGCUGCUAAAAGUAGCUAGCGAGCGAUCAACUCUGAAUGACCCCCUAAACCACUUAGAAGAGCUACAGCAUUACUAUACAGCAGCCGUUGUCCAUUAUAUGUAUGGACACUGGAGAACAGGCUUAGUUUGGCAUCCUCAUUUUGGGAGCCAAAACAUAUUAGGGCUAAAUCCUUACAAGAGAAUUAUUGUAGUUAAAACCUAAAGCAUUAUAAUUUGUAAUUUAUGUUUUUCCCAUAUUGUCACCCUGCCAAUUUUAGUCACUGGUUUUCAGGUAGUGAUUCAGAGGUGGACGCUAAUCGUGUUGCUGUUAUAUCUUCGUAUGCAGCGGAUCUCAGAAAAUAUGCAAAUGUCACAGAUGCCGUCUUUUGAGUCACCCACCGCCGUCGUCUCAGAUCUGCUGCUUGCAUACAAAGACGCACAUCGGCCACACCAUAAGACCUCUGAGUAACCCUACGGUUGCUCAAUGCCUUUCAAGACGUCAGGACAAGAACUACUGUGUAAUAAGAGGCAGUCACUGGCUGUGAGGCCUCGGAAACAGUUGCAAUAUGCCUCGGUUUGAGCCGCCUAACCCCCUGUUACCUCUCACAAAUGGUCUCUAUAUGUCUUCCACUCUGCAUCCUAACGAGCGCCGUUACAAGACCAUCGCCGUACAUACACAGUAGCAAAAACAUCAGCCAACUGUGCAAACAUUGGUUUUGCAUCCACCUCUGAUUCUGGCCCUGUCCAUAACUGCUGAUCCGCCAGAGAAUCCUACCUGUAAGUAGUACUUAGGUUCUUGUAGUUGGGCCAGCUUUCAAAGUCAUAGAGGUUUAGUAGUGCAAGCUGUCCAUGCAGGCCCCAUGCAAGACACUAGGCAUUGAAACAUAAUUCACUUUUAAGGGCCUAGUUCAGAUGAGAUUACAUAUGCCGCAAAGUGCUAAUGUUUGGUACUCUGCACAUGCAUUGGACCCAUGCAGUACGAGUUCUGAGACAUCGGUUGCACUACGGCAUAAGGCUGUCAGUGACUGACAGUCUGAUGCCAUUUGGUGGCGGCGACGGUCUCCAUUUCUCCAAAUGGCUGAUGGUGCUGGGGAGAUCCGAUACUGCACCCUUGGACACAGUAUGGAUCAGUAAUACAGGCGUGACGCCUCAUGCUGCAUUACCAUGUUAGAGCAAUUGCUGCUGCUUCUAGCGAUAGCUACAGAUGGAGCCUCCAUUAUCUUUGCUGGCUGAGGCGCAGGCGUGCACUCCCGGCAUGACUAGGCGAUCCGUCUGCCUAGUCACGCCGGGGGUGCACAGAGCCGCUUCCCAUUGUAAGCGUCCCUGUCUAGGCACCCGCCCGGACAGAAGCGCUCUCCAUUCAAGUGAAUGGGGAGCGUCUCUGUCCGGGCACGCACGCCCGUCCAGCAGAGACGUUCAGAGUGACUAGGAGUGCUCAGGCAGGCGCGCCUAGUCACAGACAGAGCAAAGAUACCGGAGGCUCCAUCUGUACUCCAACCACAUCUGAAUCAGGCCCUAGGUGCUAAGGAGAAAAAUUUGGAAAGCUUAGGACAUACUCCAUAACAUUUUAAUAAAUUCCUUCCAGUACCCUUUCCAUUCAGCACACUCCCAGCUUUCUCUGCACUAAUUACAUAGGGGGUCAUUCAGACCCGAUCGCACACUGCAGUUUUUUGGAGCCGUGCGACCGGGUCUGAACAGCGCAUGCGUGGGGGCCGCAAUGCGCAGGCGCAUUGCUGCCCAAAUCAACUAAGAAAACGUUUGCAGCAUGUUGAUGCGAACGCAGGCGUGUCCGCCCGUUUCCAGGGAGGGAUCCUGAUGUCUGCACCGUCCUGGUUCAUCGCAGCGGGUGAGCUGUGCAGAGACUGCACAAACAUUUUGUUUGUGCAGCUCUCUGCACAAGCGUUUGCAGUCCUGCACAGCGAAUCCCCCCUCCCCUGUGGGCGGCGAUUACCUGGUCGAAGCAGUGAAAAAAUAGCCUGCGUGCGACCAGGUCUGAAUUCGGACCAUAAAUAAAAAGAUUAAGGAGGAAUAAGAAUGAGUUGAGAUCAAAGAAGAAAAGAGCAUUUAGAUUUGGGAGUCCAAAUUGCAGGGUAAAAAGAAAUCUGUCCAGUAUUUGUGGGCUACAUGCAAAAGCAGACAGUAUUUUCCCUGCAGGGGAAAAAAAUGAAAAAAAGAAUUGCACUUAUUGCAGUGCAACAUGAGGCCUAAUUCUGACCCUGUCGAUUUUUGCACAUCUGCGCAUGCGUGUACGCCGGUACGCGCAUUUGCAAGGUCCUCAGAACGCAGUUUAAGAUGUGGAGGGGGGCGGGAAUGGGGUGUCGAUGCCGCUUUUUGCGGGCUUCGGCAGCCCUUUAAGGGGCGUGGUCUGGACAACGGAGGCGUGUCCAGACCAUUGCUGGGGUGGGUCGUGGCAGCUGCUUGACGUCACAUGCAGUCGCUGUGACCCAUAUCAUGGCGGGUAGCUGUUUGCCUUUGCAGCUAGGCUGCGUAGGCAGAGGCUACACGAAACAUGCGAAAGCAGCAUCGCUGUGUGAUGCGUUCACAUGUCUGUAAGGGGGGGGGGGGGGGAGUCUGGAUCCGGCAUGUGACCGGACUUGCCAGGUGCUGGGUGUCCUCCGCAUGUCAAAGAAUUUGCGUUUUUUUGCACAUCUAUGAUCAGGUCUGAAUUAGGCCCAUGGCACAGUCACUUGCUUUCUUCACUCUCCAAAUCAGAAUCAGCCCUAUAUGUGUGUGCCCUAUAAGUGUGUGUACCCAAAGCACAGAAGUACAGUAGAUCAACAACAGAAUGGCUUCAACAGAAGAAAAUACGCACAGCCAGAGUCCUGACCUCAACGCGAUUGAGAUUCUGUGGCAUGUCCUCAAGAGAGCAAUUCACACCAGACAACCAGAAUAUUGCUGAACUGAAACAGUUUUGUAAAGAGGAAUGGUCCAAAAUUCCCCCUGACCGUUGUGCAGGUCUGAUAUGCAACUAUAGGAAACGUUUGGUUUAGGUUUUUGCUGCCAAAGGAGGGUCAACCAGUUAUUAAAUCCAAGGGUUCACAUACUUUGUCCACCCUGCACUGUGAAUGUUUACAUGGUGUGUUCAAUAAAAACAUGAGAACCUAUAA